GUCUCUCUGUCACUCCCGUCCGGGGCAAGAAGUUUACAAGCGAAUGGAGCUCCACGGUCCACUUCAUUCUCGUACUGAGAUCUACCAGGCUCUCCAGCUGGUCUGCAUUGCUGCGAGUAGGAUUAUCUGCGCAACCGAUUAUGAAAGACUGGACUUGAACCGUGACUGAGAAAGCGGAGCGCUGUCGCUGUCACUCUGAGUCUGAACAUACCGGAGCCCGGCUCAUUGAAUGAGAGGAACCGAGAUGGCUUUGCGGCCGCCUCCCUAUUUCCUCGCAGCCGGGACGAUACUUCUGGUCUGGAGAACACUCGGUGGCCAUAGUCAACAUGUACCACCAGGCACUGUGGGCGUGCAGUCGAAUGGGAAUGGGCAAGAUGAUGCCUUGGGACACGGCAUUCCGUCCGUGUUGGAAGUCACCGCCAAUGGGCUCACGAGGCAACUCACGGUCCAGGCAGGGCGGACCGUGGCGUUCAGGUGCCGUGCUACUACGGGUGCUGCCACCGACUCCACCAUUGACACUGUUCGCAGCUGGCAUCGGUUGACUCCGGACGGCGAAGCUGCCGAUCACCGCCUUGUGCCGUUCACCCCGGACUAUGCCGACGUGCUGAUCUUUAGCUCUGCAGCGUCGGACUCUGGUUUGUAUGCGUGCUCUGCGUACGCAGCCAGCGGUCGCAUUGUCAAUGGCUCUGUCUAUCUGCAAGUUUUGGAGUCCGCUAUUGCACAGACUAGUCCUGCUGUAACCACUGCCACUCCUGCUGUGGACACUGCGAUCAACUCUGAGCUGAGAGAUGAUGCGAUUCGGCUCAGCAUCCUGCCCCACGGCAUUGCAUCCGCGCAGAACGGCAACGUGACGUUGCGCUGCGAGCACGGCAUUCCACACGGCACUGGUAUCCUAGAGGAGAAAUUCACCAGGUUAGAUGCCGGCGCUGUUGAUAUGAAGCGCUUCAGUCUCCUACGCAAACAAGUGGACGGCAUGCAGGUCGGACAUACUGGUGGAAUGUUUCAGCUGAAUAACCUGCAGCCCGAAGAUAGUGGGAUUUAUGGAUGCUCAUUGCAUACAAGUACCGGAGCUGUCAACGUGGCUGCCCUUCUUCUUGUAGGUGAUGUUACGGAUGCUCCCCAGUCCAUUGCUCUAGAUCUAACACAAAGCCAGCAUGAGCAAGCCGCACGCUACACUGUGGAGUGUCAGAUAUUGUCAGGUUUCCCAUACAACGUCUGGUUUGCCACCUCUGUCAAUCAGGCGCUCGCCGACAACAUGGACGCAGUCAAAGUCUGCUUGCCAGACACGGUAUCCUACCACGUGCGCAUCAACAUCACUGACACCAGGGGCAAUGUUGUAAAAGUCGUGAGCAAGACAAUACCUGCCCUCCGUCCUGUUACCACGGCGGAACUUCCCACUGAGCCACCCACGGCAGCACCAGCUGUAUCGGUACUGGCCUCGUCUCCGGAAGCACACCUGGGCGGAUCUGUGUCCUUCCACUGCCGAGUGACCUACUCUGGUGUGUACUCCAUCGCCUGGACGCGCCACACUGGUGCUGAGCUACCUGCGGGCAGACAUCGGCAGGACGGCGAGCACCGGGAAACACUCCACUUGUGGCGCAUCCAUGCAGGCGAUGGCGAUGGUUAUCGCUGCACGGUGCAAACCGCAGCUGGACUGAGUGUGUCGGCAGUUGCACAGCUGGCAGUGGACUUGUCCUACCUCCCCUCACCACCAACUCCGCGUCCGACUCUGUAUGGUAUACCAGUGUACAUUGAUACACCCACAGUGUCAAGGCGGCCCGGGGAGUUUGUGCGCCUAAGUUGUAGCUACAAUCACUCUAUGCUGCCCGGCAGCUUUGUCCGCGUUCACUGGUUGCAGGGGCAAUCCCAAGUGCCGGCGGCUCACCCGCGGGCCCGCCUCACCAAUCGGAAUCUAACGCUGACGGUACGCCGGCUGAAGGAGAGCGAUGCUGGCAGCUGGAGCUGUGUUGUUAAGGCGGUCCUUGCCGCAGGGCACGCCACGGCAACGGUGAAUAUCGUCAACGAGACCACGGCCAGUUCCGAUCCUCUACUGAUCACCUCGAAAGGUGGCUUCUUUCAGAAGGAGCUCUUGACUGCACGGUGGACUGUUGAUAGUCGCCAGCAAGUUGUCUCCGUGCACCUGAGCACACCACUGCAGGACGAGUGGCUGGGGUUUGGUGUCUCCAACGAUAAGACAAUGGUGUCCAUCGGUGAUAUUUACAUUGGCACCGUGCACAGGAAUGGCACAGUUAAAGUUGAAGACAGGUGGGUUAUACAACAUGCACAUGGCUCGAUGCCCACGCUGGAUGCUGAACAGAACGUGCUGAGCAGCGCCGGCUGGAGCAACGCGUCGGGAACCUCCGUCACGUUCUCGCUGUCCUGCUUCAGCAGCGACCCGUACGACCUUCCACUUGGCGGCAAUCGGCGUUACUUUUUCUUCGCCCAUGGGCAUCUUGACAGUGCAGGAUAUGCAUCAAUGCACUCUGCAGAUAGCCGCUGGGUUUUGCUGGAAAAAGUGCUGGUUGACUGUGGCUAUGGUGUUGUGGCAGCAGCAGCAGGCCACCAUGCUGACGAGUCUACUGUCUUGCCCGCUGACUUUGGAAUAGACGGUGCUCCGACGGCUGCCUCUGUCACUCGUCCAUCCGAGGAACACCAUACUUGCUCCGUACACGGCUUUGUUCUGGUCAGCGGAGAAGUCUGGAAAGCCAACAGCUGCACGUCGUGUACAUGCAUGGGCGCUGCGGGUCUGAACUGCUCCACUGUGACCUGUCCCGAGCUGCGCUGUGAGAAGUUUGUCACGCGGGAGAAUAGAUGCUGCCCCAUUUGCACAGAAAUGCCCCGUGCGCCUGCCAGGACCGAGGUCAGGUGCAGCCAGAGCCAACUUACCUGCCUCCGAGUGCCUCACUGUGUGCCGCUGGCGUCUGUUUGUGACACACACGUUGAUUGUCCCGACGGCUCUGAUGAGCAGAACUGUGAUGACCUAGGCAUUGACCUCACUAUGUACAGCCAGCCACCUACACCCGACUCGCUGGCAGCAGGCAGCUCGGCAAGCUCUGAGCAGCACUUCACUGUCCGCGCCGGGGCACGCGUUGAGCUCAAGUGCUCGGCUAACCGUCGCCCGUCACCUCGGUUAUCAUGGCGUCGGGCUGGUGCUGAGCUUGAACCGGGCACGGUUGCUCACCUGGGCCACGUCGAAACUCGUGCGACUGGCGUAACGGUCCAGUCCACUGUGUUCAUAGAUAGAGCCAGUGUGCAUGCGGUUGGCCUGUAUCGCUGCAACGUAGCCAGCGGCUGGCAGUCGGAAACGAGAGACGUCAUUCUCCACGUCAUUGACAACAAUGGCGAAGAAGUACUGCCGCAAUGUGUCGAUGCAUGGAACAGCACUGACCGUGCUGUCAACUCCGCGUGGCAUCAGCUACGAUCACUAAGCAGCCAAGACGUCCUGUCCACAUCGGCAGAUGUUGUGUUCAUCAUUGACGAAUCUCGAUCCAUGGCUGCGGAACGCCUGUGGCUGGCUGAAUUAGUCAAUGAUCUCGACCGGUCACUGCGUUCAGUUGACAUCGGAGCACACAUAGCUGCCAACCGAUAUGGUUUGGUAGGGUUUGGUGCCCGAGAGUUGAGCGGUGUAGAGUACGGUGGACGUGCAGUGCACGACGCUAACGGGAGCUUUCUUGUCGGCGCCCGUCAGUUCAGCGCCGAUUUACUGCCGCAGCUGCGUUCUGACGGCGGUCACGAGGACAGCUACAGUGCCAUUGGCAAAGCUCUGGACAGCAAGCUGUACCCAGCGCGCCAACACUCCACCAAGCUACUGUUUCUCAUUACGGAUGGAGAUCGUUAUGACAUGGAAUGGGAUCUAACUAAGGACUUGGUGGAGAGCAGUCUCAAGGCAGCUGGCGUCACACUGCAUGUCUUGCUCUACCUCAAGAUAUUCGACAAUGCAAACAGGAUCAUACUAGGAGCAACGCCAACUCAAAACUAUCAGUUGUUGGGCCCGCAAGGGAUGCCCACUCCUGUGAAAGGCUCUCUGCGAUUCGUGGCAAGGAACUCUGCUCCGAACACUUGGAGCGACUAUGGCCAGCUGGCCCUGAGUAGCGGUGGCAGUGUGUGGGAUCUCAGGCAGCUUAGAAGAGGCAUUCGCCGGAGAGAGGCGUUCUCCGCCGCUUUCAAGCAUGCUGUUGUCACAAGCACGGCGGAGCAGGCUUUGGUUUGUGAGGAAUGUUGGUGUUCUCCUCCCGGACAGACACUGUGCAACGAGACCACCGUCCAUCCCACAGAGUGUGCGGCGACUAGAGCUGUGCACACAGUGGUACACUCUGAACCAGUCGUUGUAGUAGACAAGCAGCGUGUUCUUGCACGCGCCAAUGGUCGAGUCCAACUGCGGUGUGCGGCGGAAGUAUUUGGCGCUGCUCAGGUGAUGUAUUCCUGGCUCUUUGACAACGGAACGCAUCAGCGUGACUUGUACGUUGGCAACGGCACUCUGACUCUGGCCGGAGUGUCCCGGCAUUCUACAGGACUGUAUACAUGUACCGUUAAUAGUGGCAGUGGCCGGGGACAAGCGUCCGCUGUGGUGAAGGUUCUGGAGUCACCGAUGUUAACCAGUAGAUUCUCGGCACAUGUGAAAGCUCCCGUGGGAACCUCUAUGGAGUGGGCAGCAGAGGUUCAGGGCUACCCGCAGCCUAACCUGACCUGGUGGUAUGAAGACAUUGGCACGCCGGUUCCCAGCGGCGCUGCACAGCUUGCACAUCGACUGGCCAUCAGCAAUAUCUCCGUCCAGCACCAAGGCACGUACAUCUUGCUGGCCAGCAAUGUUCUUGGCUCCGCUACUGUUGAGGUCUACUUGAACGUGCAAGUGAGACCUACUGUACUGGUGCAUCCACGGGUACUGCGUGUGUCGAAAUACACCCGCAUCGCACCCUACGCCCACAUUGCCACAUGCCUGUCGCCCGGCGAUCAAUCUGGAUCGCUCCAGUGGACCUGGGACCGGGACCCAGAGCUUGCGGCACACCAGCAGCCAUGGUCUGAGGGUCAGCUUUUGUUUGUGCCCUUCGCUCAGCCAACGCCCAAGGUGUAUACUUGUUCGCUGCUAUCGUCCAGUGGUGGCACGUCGGGAGCAGGUCCGCAAGGUUCUGUGACUGUCGUGCGAGAAGAUCAAGUGUCAGUGUACGUGCACCCGCAGCACUUGGUCGCGCAGCCCGGCCAAUCCGCCGUGAUUCACUGCGUUUCAAGUGACCCGCAGGCAGCUUUGACCUGGUCUUACGAGCCCAGGAGUACGGACCAGUCGGCCGACCUUCCAGAGCAAGUCGAAGUCAUGUGGAAUGGCAGGGUGCUUAGAUUGCGGAACGUCGUGGCUGAUCACGUCGGCCGGUAUGUUUGCUCUGUGGCAAAUGCUCGACACUCUGCAAAUACAGCCAUGGUUGCAGACGUUACCCUGGCUGGUGCUCCCGUACCGCCUCUUGUCGACACGCUAUCGUCACAAUACAGUGCUCACGCCACCAGCCUAUCGUUUCCAAUGCCUUGGUUGCUCUCCGCCGAGGAUGUCAGUAGCUCCGACGCGCCCCACCUGAGGCUGGCAUACAAACAAGCCAAUACACAGGCCACGCAGGCGUGGAUGUGGUUGCCGGAGCGCAUCUCGCCGAGCGAGCAGCGCACCGCAACCAUCUCCGACUUGCGGCCGAACACGCCGUACGAGGUGUUCUGGCAGGCCCGUUCGUCAGCCGGACCAUCGCUGCCAAGUGCGAUAAUCACAGCUAGGACUGCUGAACACCCAGAUGGUCCGAUCUGGCCACUUCCAUCCACGUUUCCUUCCCUUUGCACCGCUACGGCAGUGACCAUUGCUGCACCUCUUCUGAACCCUGAGGAGGACGAAAGGACUCAGUCCACUGCAGAGAUGAUCAGGUUUAGCUAUCUCGUCGUGGACUAUUCCACGGGCAUGCCAUCUGGUCACUCAUGGGUGAUGGUACCUGCCGACAGCGUACAGAUGCAGAUGCUGAUGACACCGGCACGUCAGCAGGUAGUCCAUAUCCAGGGAUUGACGCCUCGUACCCGGUACAAGAUCAGGGCUUGUCGUGUCCGCUCGGACCAGAGCUGCUCGUCGUGGUCCGCACCAGUAUCAUUGACCACAGCUGACCAGGGUGUACUACGGUGGCCGCACCCUGCAUUGGUAGAUGGCGGAAUAACUCCAACGACAGUCCUCUUCAACGUGCCUGAACCAGUGAAUGACACCAGCGCUGUGACGCUCUCUCACCUGUCAUUGGCUUACCAGAGUUACCAGCUGUCCACAGGAGACUGGAGUCCAGUCGUGCACUCAGGCGUGCGCGUGCCGCUUCCCGUUCGACCGGGCGCCACCGUCCGCCUGGGCGGCCUCAAGCCGGCUACGCUACAUCGUGUGUACGCGUACGGAGUCGUGUUGACGAAUGGCUCACGCAAUCCGUUCAACUGCCCAGUGACCACCAUGACAGCGGCGGUCGAUUCACCAUUCUGGCCAGGACCACAACUCGCAGUAAUCAGCGUGUCAGCGAGAAGUGCUACGUUCCUGCAUCCUCGCGUUGUUUCUGACUCAUCCCCAGUGGGGUUUUCCCUUCACCUUCGCCGCCGCCGCCAGCACCACCACCACCAACCCACAGUGGAUGUUGCGUUGGAUGAAAGCGAACCCGAGUGGCUCCCCUGGCCGUACGUCUUCACGAGCGCAUCACACGAGCAUCUGCUAAUUGACAAGCUUCAUCCUGAUACCACAUAUGAUGUCAUGGUUGUAAGAGGUGGGAAGAAAUCACGCUACCAAAAUGGUCAUACGCUCACCUUCCGAACACCCUUUCCAGACAACGACACAUCUGAACAGUUUCUGGUGACUGUCAUUGAUCACAAAACGACCUCCACUUCGGUGACGGUGCUAAUCCGAGCACGUCUCGAAGCAUCCGCACUGGGUCAUUUACCUGGCACUGGCAUAACGCAAGGCCGCUCCUCUGCCGGACCAGGCAUAGCCGCAGAAACCGAACAAACGAUUGAGGGCUUGCAAGCCAACACUCUCUACACUCUGCAGUUCCAGUCUGAGACGGCGGUGGCUGCACACGCAGCGCGCUUGUUAGAACAGCCGCCGGAUGACAUGGCAUCUGUCCACGUGAAGACUAUUCGUAUCGGCAGUCCUGUCUGGCCAGAGGAUUUCCUGGACGUGCUGAAAGUGUACUCGCGGGAACUUAGACUUCCUCUACCGGCUGUGAAGGGCCAGCGAUCGCACGCAACGUACUCGCUCUACAUGCGCCGUUACAACAUGAUGGAACUCUCGUGGACUGAUUGGAGCACAUAUGCACCUGCCGCGGAUCUCGGCGAUGAAUUCCGGCUGGUGUCGGUGAUUGGCCUUUCCCCUGACACACUCUACCAGGUAUUCUGGCUGGACGGUCGGGGCGUAGGCAGCCUGGCGCGGUCCCCUGUGCUGUCUCUAAGAACGCUGCGCACAGAUCGCCAGUGUUGGCCGGACUGGGCACUCAACCCAUCCAAUUUUACCUCAACCUCAGUGUUACUACAUCUGCCUCCCCUCGACAUACAAGACUGGAAUGCUGCCGACGCAGUGCUGCGCCAUCGUCAUAGAAACGCCAAUGGCAGCUGGUUGCCGUGGGUUGCCGUUGGAAACCUGUCGGGUCCACAGUUCCAGCUUUCCGGUCUGAGUGCCAAUCGGACAACACAGGUGCAGCUCAUCAAUCGGGGCCACGCUUGGCGACCUCUCGUGUCGGACGUCUUGACAUUCAAGACGCUUGAACCAGGUGCUCCUGUUUGGCCUGUUGGUUACUCUGUCACGAAUGGACACACUACUUUGGCAUUCCGACCACCUGCUCCCAGCAACGAUACAAAUACAACGUUGACGGUUGCCCUCUUGGAAAUCUCCGACAGACACAAGGAUGAAGUUGUCCACCAAGUACCAUUCUCACAGGUUGUGGAAAUCUCUCACCUGCCGGUGGGCUACCGUAAAAGAUAUCGGAUUAGAGUUCGCUACCCGGGUACGCCUUUCACGUCACCUAUCACACUGUCUACAGAACAAACAGCUUUUACUACGCGGCUAGAGGCGCAAGUUUACAGUGUCAGUCUGGGCCCACGCUCGGUUACACUUACCCUCCCCUGGCGCCUCAGCACCGAUAUUCUUAAUCGCACGGCUUACGAUACAUGGCUUGUUCAGUACGGCACAUCUCCAUAUGGACUCGUGACGAGCGGCAUGAGCAACGUGGAGAUUGGCAUAAGUGCACGUGCUAUUACGCUAUCUGGCUUGAUGCCCGGAACCCGGUACGUGGCAAACGUGCGGGCGAAACACAGCAGCUCCGGACAACUUUCUCCGCCGGCUGUGGUGGUGUUUACAACGGCCGCCGCUGCUGGUUCAUCCACGCCACCGUACUGGACGCGAUACCCUGUGUCUUCGGAGCACAUUACGUCCACGUCUGUGUCUCUAUAUCAACCAGUGCUCACGAGUACGAGUGACACACAGGCUGAAUAUGUCGUUGGAGUGAGCAGAGCUGCUAACUCAAACACUAGCCAAAAACUGCCCAUGGAGACCAUACAUAAUGUGUUGCGGGAUUCUAGAGGCCUGAUCACCUUGUCGGAUCUAUCCCCUCGGGCCAAGUACACAGUGCGAGUACGGCGUCCGGGUUUGCCACAGUCGCACUGGUCUGCACCGAUCGUAGUGCAGACACUUGCCACAGAAAGUCCCGUGUGGCCGGAGGAUGCACUUCUUGAGCACCACGCUCUGCCCAUGUCCGGCAUACUACGGCUACCUCGUUCAGUUUGGCAUGCCAACACCAGCCAGGGCGCUCAAGUACGCUUGCGUCGGUUGUCCGAUGCCUAUGGGCAAUGGCCGAGGGGCCAUCAGGCUUUUCUGAAUGUGUUUCCUUUGGAGCAAUUCACGAGCAAUCGCCAGUACUUGGUCUUGACGGACUUGGAGCCGGCUUCUGCCUACGCCGUUGCAGUGGGCAUACCGGACGCAGCAGGGUCUGAUAUGCUCUGGUCAGCAGAGCUGGUGCUUGCAACGUUAUCCACAGCCAGUCCAGUGUGGCCGGAGCCACCGGAGGACUACCACCUGAGCACGCCAACGCUGGUGUCGCUGCGUCUGCCCGAGUCCCACAGGGCAACAUCGUCAUCGGCUCCUCGCCGACUCUACGAAGUGCGAUACCGUCCGGUACGGGGUGAUGGCGAACGCCACCACGCUUGGCUGCGUUGGCCCGAGCGGUUUGCCGAGGGCCGCGCGAGUGCACAGAUCGCGCUGCUGCAGUCGGGCACACGCUACGAGUUUGUCCUCUGCCUGGGAGAGAACACAGUAUGGGCACCAGCCUGCGGUGUGCCGUAUACAUCAACUACUGGUGAACCAGGUGCUCCGUUGUGGUCGCCGCGGCCGUACAAUCCCGUUCUCAGCACGCCGUCUUCGCUAGUCCUGCGCACUCCACACCUGGCGGAUGACGGCGCUGGUGCUGGCAGUGACGCCGAUCAGUUUGAGGUGUUCGCCCGCUAUGCCAGCGACGUGGUCGGCGAGUUUGUCGUGUCUUGGUCUAGCUGGCAGCCAAUCGCUGCCAUCCAGGCUGGCAGGUAUUACCAAGCGGAGACCACAAUCAACAACCUAUCACCAGGCACGAGUGGUAUCACUCAACUGCGCUGUCGUCUAGUGAGACUGUCACGGGCAAGGGACAGCAGCACUGUCGUCACCAAUACCACUGAUGCAGAGAAGUGGUCUCUGCCCCUGCAUGUCAACCUGCCUGUUCUAGGCUCGCCACAGUGGCCUCCCGGUGCCUUUCCUAUUGAUGGCGUACGCGACGACUCCAUUCUGGUCAUUUUCCCACUCGCACUACCGAGGGGCGCCACUAACUACAAGAUCUUUUUCCGUCAGCAAACUCCGCUCUUAGUCUGGUUGCCUUGGACAUUUAUUCUCAUGGAUGAUAAGGACCUCACAACAAUAUGGCUGCGUAACUUGUCCCCAAACACCUGGUAUGAAGUGAAGUUACAGGCUGUCAACAACACGCACGCGUCUGCAUACAGUCCAGCCGUCAGUGUGCGCACUCUAGCAACAGGUGUUCCAUCACAGCCACCCAACCCUGUACUGCUACCGGUGAACCUAACGCAACUGCUCACGGUCGAGUUACCAUGGAAUUACUUUGCCCGGCGCAACCAGGAGGUCAGUUGCUUCAACGUCAUGUAUCGCUCCGUCCUGGGCCCGGGUAUCUAUGCGCCGUACUGGAUAGCCCGCGGCUGUGCUGGCGCGCCGCGUCUGGAUCUCGAGCGCGCUGAGCCGCUCUCCCGCUAUCAGGUGCUUCUUGUGGCGACAAACGACGCCGGAGAGUCGUCGCCGGGCAUGCCAAGCUUUGCAGCCACACCAGAUGCAUAUCCGCCGUUUCGGCCCAACGUUUCGUUCGCCGCCGGUCACGUGAGCACGUCCGUGGGCAUUCACCUGCCAGCACGCCCGGACGCUCCCGGCCUCCAUCCCGUACACGCCAUGGGCAUUAUGUACGAAGAGGCCGGAACAGGCCGGAUUCACCGAGGGCCAGUAGUUCAACUCGUUGGUCAGCCGGCCACCGUCAGAAUUGUCGGACUGCAACCCGACACUUCGUACCUGUUCUUCACGCAGGCCAUCGGAGCGGGUGGACUUUCUCCCCUGUCACCAAAGGCGGAAAUCAGAACAUUGGCAAUCGGGGAUGCGGUACAACCUCAGUCACCCACUCUGCUACACAGUCGCCGCGCAGACACUAUCCUGGUGGCCCUGCCCCUGCCACGAUCAGAAAAUCCCCUGCACCAGACAGAGUCUUACCAGGUUAGUUAUGCUCCUCUGAGCGCAGCAGGCGGCACACUGGUGGGCAAGUACGAAAGCCGCAUGCCGACCGCACAGUCCGGGAAAAUAUGGCUGCCACUGGACGAGCUGAAGGUCGGCACGACCUACGGGGUUCGCUUGAGGUCUAUCACACACCGCGGGCCGUCUGAGUGGAGUAUGCCAUCGACGAUCACCACAUUGCAGUCAGAUGAUCUACCGGCUGUCCGAUUGCCACGUAUUGUACAGGUCUCGUCCAGGAGUGCUGUCAUUGACUCACAAGCACUGGUGGAACACAGCGAAUUGUUCGGCAAGCCCAUAUCGGCCACUGUUGAAAUCGUUUCGGCAUCAGAGCUACACACUGGUGCUUGGCGUGCAUACACUUUCUCCAGCGCUAGUUCACGAUUUGUUCGACUUCCCAACCUCAUUCCGAGCACACAUUAUCUGACGAGGUGGAGGCUUUCCAGUGGGAAACAAACGUCCCCCUGGAGGAGAGGCAAACCCUUUGUUACGCCACCGUUGGCUCCAGGAACGCCGCAGCCUCCACGCAUUCUGAGGGAGUCGUUAUCGCCAACUACAGUCCAGGUAGUGCUGCCUGGCUCUGCUGCGCAAGCGGACACCAAUUACACAAUGGAAGUCUGUUUGUUGGAGACGUCCAGCAACCGGUGUGAAGUGUCCCCAGUGAUAAAAUCGGUUCAAUACCCCAACCGCGGGGUAACGUGGACUGGACUUCUGCCAGGCACGCGAUACUCUGUAGCACUUCAAGCUUCUAAUAUACACGGGAGCUCUUCUCCAAGCCGAACCACGUUUGAAACCUUGAGAGAAGGUGAGCCUGCUAUACCACUAGCUCCGAGCGUCGGCUUCAACGUCUCCAGCUAUAGCAUCCCGCUAGUCCUGCAAGCACGACACCCUCUGGCCGAACACAAGGACUUUGUAUCGGUGUCCCACUAUCGCGUGGCAUGUCAACGUCCCGGCGAACAGCAAUACUCCGUUGUGGAUGGGGCGGUGGCGUCCUCGGAUGGCUUGAUCCUGGACGGAGCGUACACGUACGAUGAAGACGGCAGCGUGCUCAGUGGCCAGUAUCGCUUCAAGCUACAGUCAGUCAGCAUUGACGGCAGAGUGUCCCGCUGGAGCGACGAAUUAUUGGCGGAACCUUUGCCCCAGGGGGUUCCGGUGGUUCCGCGUCGGCCGACCGUGCUGAGAAGGAACAGCACGCGGGUGAUGAUCCGCAGUGACUCAUUCUUUCAUGCGCUGCCUCAUCACGGGGUGAAAUACUUUAACAUCAGUGUGCAACACCUGGCCUCUGGUACCGCGGAUAUUCCUGCAUCAUCUACCCAGACUUCAUACCUCCAGAUUCCAUUUGGCCGUGUGGAUGUGCAUGUGGAUAUUCCAAGAGGCAUUGAGUAUAGAGUCUGCGCCAGUGCUGUUAAUCAUCACGGCUCAGCCUCAGCAUUUGGUCCCUGCUCUGGCCAAGGAACUGCUCCAUACGUGGUAAACAAGCACCUGAUCCAGCUUGUCCGCUACGCCACAGUGGAUCAGCGCAUUGCACUACCAUGCCCCAUGGAUGGGCUUCCCGCAGCUGAGAAACUCUGGUACACGAACUCCUCAGUCGUUGGCGUGGUCACCACCAGCACCAGCAGUGCUGCUGGGCAGAAUGGUGAUGGGCAGCGUUACCUGGUGUCCGUCGAUGCUGGGCAGAAUGGUGAUAGGCAGCGUUACCUGGUGUCCGUCGAUGGCACUGGAAACAAGCACGUGGCGGCCAGCGGGGAUUUGGUGAUCAGAAACGCGCGUUCGACGGACAGUGGCACGUACGUGUGUGAAGGUUCCAACAGGCAUGGUCGCGCUUCACUUUCUCUACAGCUGAUUGUGUUAAAUGCUACUGAAUGUGUGAAGAAUGGUCAGAAUGUGUCGGUCGGUGAGACACGCCGCUUUUUAUCCUCCUGGUCCAGCUGGCCAGCAAUGGACGUCGUGUUUCUUGUUGGCCAGUCUCAAUCACUAUCCAAUCACUACGAAUGGCUUUCCCGUCUGCCAGCCACCAUGAGUGAAUGGCUUCGGAACACCACUGCCAAUGAACUCUCCCUCGGCUUGCUUGAAACACUGGAUCGCUUUUCCUUGUUUGCUUUUGGUGCGAGUAAACCGAACUUUCCUUUUGGUCAAUGGGUACUAAUGCCUUCAGCCAGAACGUGGGGCACAAACAGGGAAUUUCGUUCUGCUGUUCGUUUGUUGAAAGGUGGACAUUCGUAUCAGGAUGGCUUCCACGCACUGCGCAUGGCACUACAGAGUGCGGAACUGCGCGGCGAUGCAGUGUGUCAUAUUGUUUUUGUCGCUGAUCAACCGCGCCAGCAACUCCAGCCUCCGGUGUCUGGACGGCAGCUUUCCGAGAGCGUGACGCGCUCUGGAUGCUCGCUUCACGUCCUUGGAGACGGACUAGAUGGAAUGUUACCUGGAGAGCGUGACCCGGCGGCUGUGCUUGGCAUCACGGCCGGUCAAGCGCUGUACCGACGUACCAGUAGUGGCAGGAACCACUUUGACAUUGUGCAAAGCGAUGCCAAGCCGCAUCGGCCACCAGGCUAUGCCAGCCUUGCGCUGGGCACGGCCAGUGGGUCCGUAUGGAAUCUAAACCAUCCCGGCAAUGCGGACCAGCUGGCAGCCGCACUGGCAUCUCACCUCACUUCUGUGACCAUAGCUCGGCUGUGUGAACGCUGUACGUGUCAGGUUUCGGGCAAGAUGGCUUGCACGCCGUGCACUACUGGAAACUGAUCAAGCUUGGCAUAUUAUGCCAAUGGAAACUGAUCAAGCUUGGCUUAUACCAAUGGAAACUGAUCAAGCUUGGCAAAUAUCAAAGGAAACUGAUCAAGGUUGGCAUAUACCAAUGGAAAGCUUGGCAUGUACUGCCUGUAGUUGUAGUCUUUCUCGGAAACUUCAAUAUCCCACUUUGCAGGAUUAUUCGGUUGAAAGCUGAUGACGUGCCAGUUGCCUUCACCGUAUAUAAUGCCAGUAGUCCAUUGCAGCUUGCUAUUUCACUCUUUGCUAUUUUUUGGUUACAUAACAGUAGAUAUCUUAUUGGACUCAACUGAUUUCUAUAUGCUGUCUGCCUGCCUUUGUUGUAUGAACUUUAGGAAAGCCUCUCCGGCAUGUUUAAUUAAGCUCGCAUAUUUUAAAGGCACAAUUAUAGAUCUACAGUAGCCGCUUUGAUUUUCUCAUUGAAGUCAAGCAGCCAAUGAUUAACGCCGUAUGCGAGAACACCUUGCUCUCCCACUAAAGUUGCUGCUGCUUUGCGCAUGCAUGCUGGCGAUGAAUUGGAGCAGUACUAACACAGUCCCCGUUACGAACUCCGGGGUAGCAGACACAGCGCUGAUGUGCAUAUGCACAGCACUAUGUAGCACAGAUCAUUCUGCCGGCCCAGACAAUCGGAGCAUCUUAAAACUGACUUGAGCAAAUCAUAGCCCCUCGCACAACUGCA
Sycon ciliatum is the source of this 14231-nucleotide messenger RNA. RefSeq lists its product as uncharacterized. Lineage: Eukaryota; Metazoa; Porifera; Calcarea; Leucosolenida; Sycettidae. Bases 230 to 13528 code for a protein of 4432 amino acids. The transcript is spliced from 46 exons. The record is from RefSeq and is a predicted model, not a curated record. Gene Ontology annotation, molecular function: protein binding.